Messenger RNA from Candidula unifasciata, 648 nucleotides. NCBI's taxonomy places the organism in Eukaryota, Metazoa, Mollusca, Gastropoda, Stylommatophora, Geomitridae. The record is from the annotation of a GenBank genome assembly.
AUGAGGGCGACAUUGAUAUUCUACCUGCUUGCAGCAACUUCUGUUGCCAGUAGUCAAGCUGGCGGACACGCUGGCCAGUGUUUUCCCUCCUAUUCUUCUAUAAGUCUUUGUGACAGACCAUGGACUCUCAUCUUCGAGAACGACGCAAAGGGAUUCGCCAUAUUUGGAAGUAAAGAGGACUUGAAGCAGGCGGUUCUCCGCGGAGCAGAGAUUCGGGUCAUGCUGAUCGACGCUCUGAUCGAACCCGCCUCCAUCAGCACACAUACUUUUUCAUCCAACAUCGACAACAUCAACAUUCGAGGGGAUAAUAUUUGUUGCGAGAUGCUGUCUCACGUGGCAACUAACGGAUUUGAGACGGUGGUGGAUGCUCACUGGCGCUACUUUCUGCCUUGCACGACAGGUAGUCUACACGUGGCGCAGUACUACGUGGAGAGCCCGGAGUUUGUGUCCGAGGAGACACAGCAUGUGCACAUGGCUUGGUACGCAAAGGAGAUACAGCAUGACCUGUACAACGAUCGGCCGUUGUUUGCUCACUUCCUGGACGGUGGCUCGACGAUUGGCAAGAAGGAAGAUCUCAUUGACGCUGCCAAGGAAGGGAAAGAGAUCCGAGCAAUAAUGACUGACAGAGGCUACGCGUUUCCUUUUCAA